AUGUCACGGCUUCUCCCCAUCCUGCUCCUUGCAGCUCUGGGCUGUGCUGCCAAGCUGAGGAGGCAGCCAGCGGCGUGGGACAGAGCGGACGCCCAGAGGGCACCGGCAAAGGGCUGCGCCAACCUGACGCUGGUUCUGGACAACUGGAAGUUUGCCAUCACUUCCCAGAUGAGAAACCUGCUGCUCUUUGACCACCAAACUGUGCUACCGGACUACGGGAGGAUCCGGUCACUAUCAGGGGCUUUGGACGAGCUGUACCGGGAUUUCAGCGCUCUGAAGGAGCAGCUGGGGCGGCUCUCGGCCCGCUUCGCCGAAGUAGAGGCCUUCGUGGACCAGCUGAGCCGGGCCCGCGGCCCUGGAACCCCACCUCACCGCCGGGGACUGCCCCAGCCUGCCCGCAGCCCCCUUGAACUCCCACCAUCGCCUCACUCCUCUUUGCGCACCCGGGAUGGGGGGUUUUACCCCCGUCCCCCCACCGUCUCCCGCUACCGUCCCCGGAGAUCCCACCCAGCCUCGUUCCGCCCAUCGCAGCUUUACGGCCUGUCGCAAACUCCCCGCCCAUUGCGGCGGCCGCCGCCGCGCAGCCGUAAAGUGGAGCCGCCCGCGCCCCCCGCCCGGUACCCGCAGCCCCACCGGGAGGCGACGGGGGGGUGA
Molecule: messenger RNA, 654 nt
Organism: Indicator indicator
Lineage: Eukaryota; Metazoa; Chordata; Aves; Piciformes; Indicatoridae
Exons: 4
Coding region: 1-654 (217 amino acids)
Source: RefSeq, a predicted model, not a curated record